Messenger RNA from Poecilia reticulata (guppy), 4888 nucleotides. Its product is annotated as KIAA1549-like a. The record is from RefSeq and is a predicted model, not a curated record. NCBI's taxonomy places the organism in Eukaryota, Metazoa, Chordata, Actinopteri, Cyprinodontiformes, Poeciliidae.
GACGCUUCCAGCUGCAGUGGGAUGAAGAGCGCCUUGCGGUCGCGGUAGGGACUUCAGACCUCACCAGCGCUUCAACGCACAGACCUCCGCGGUCUGAGACGCGAACAGGGAGAGAAAACUAAAACCAGUCCGUCCUCCUGGUCGACCCGUACAGCCUCCCGGGGGGCUCAUGGAGAGCGGAGCCCUGCUUGUCCGAACCGGGGGCAGCUUGAUCGGAUGCCUUUCGCCACAGCAGCGCCGUUAGAUGAUUUCCAUUCGGGAUUAAUUGGUUGAUCAAUGGCUUCCAAACAUGCGCUCCUUCGCAGAGGCGCCCGCGGGGACGAAACGGCGGUGAAACCGACGGGAUGGAUUCGGGACGCGGGGAUGGUGACCGUCUGUACGCCGAAGAGCUGGAGGUGGUCCGGGACUCCGAGCGGGAUCAUCAUCGUGGCGCUCCUGGUUCUGGUGAUGCAGAGGUCUUUGGCCGCAGAAGCUGAGGAAGGUCAUUAUGUGUYGAUGAAGAACAGUGACAUACCUCUGGACCCCACAGUGCCCCCGAUCYUGACUCCAGGAUUUAGAGACAGGGCUGGGGUUAAAGAUGUUGCUCCUGGAGCUGGUCCUGAUGCUGAACUCAGACGUUGGCCUGAGGGAAAAGUGUUUGCCGAGGCYAAAACCGCAAUCUGGACAGAAACGCAGGAAGGAGUGCGCGCGGGAGCACAUGGAAAAGUCUUCGCCGAGGCCGGGAUUAUGACGGAAACUCGAGCGUGGGCUGAAGCGGGAUGGAGGCCGGUCGACGACGCAGAGGAGGAAGCRCUUCCAAGCGUGCCYGAAGAUCCGGCUCCCAUGCUUGUGCAGGAGAAGCUGAGGACAAGCGGAGAGGUCCAAAGUGAGCAGGCGGCCCUUUCAUCGGUUCUUAGCAUGCUGACUGAGACGGCAGAGCUGCAGACUCCAGCAGUCAGAAAACCUUUAGGGCUGCUGUCUAAAGCGGCUUGGUCUAAAAGCUCUUCUUCAUCCAAGACCUUAUCUUCCUCCACAACAAAAGCAUCCUCUCCUCCCUCCUCUCCAUCCAGUAAAAAACCGAGUCAGACUCCACCAUCGACCAGUUUAUCUGUGGUUACUGGAAACAACAACUCUUCAACCAACUAUAGUUUGGAUGAAUUAGUGAGCGGCCUACCAGCGUGGGAUCUUCCCACUGUACCUGAAUCUCUCCUGUCCACAGUGGGUGACCAUGACAUCACACUUCCUCCCAAUGUAACAAGCCCUUUCUCCACCCACCAGUGGAAUACCACCAUGCCUGUGCGUCCCAGGAUCCCCAUACAGAACACAACCACAGCAGCYACGACCAUAAAGACAACCCCGUCGACAACCACCACUUCAACUGUGUCGUUUUCUACUACGAAGAGAACAGAAACACCACCAGAAUCCACAAUAGCCCAAAAUAACGCCAGCCAGGACACUGUGACCGAYGGCAGCCUUCAGCUGACAACAGUAACCACAACAACACCCUCAACGACCAGCAUUACUGUUAAUAGCACAGAGAUGKCAACACAGGAGGCAGCGACUCCUGGGMGCACAGAGGCUUCUCUAUCRAACAUCACAGCUGCUGCACCCACAGAGGAAAYGAGGCUCUUCGUCGCHACAACCGCGACACCUCCAACAACGACCUCUACGACCGUGCAAGCCCCCACUACCACCACCACAGUCACGGUUCCCCCAACUACUACAACCACCACCACAACCACCACCACCACUCCAGCUCCCACUACAACCACCACUGCCUCAACUACUACUGCUGCUCCCACUACUACCACCACCACCACCACUUCAACAACAACUACUACUACUACCACCACCACAACAGAAGCACCCACCACUACGCUCAUCCCCGUUCAAACUACACCACUUCUGACAACAACCACACAAAGUCCCUCCACCACCAGCGCUGAGGAAAUACCUCUGCCAUGCAAUGUGACGGAGAAGUUCUGGGUCAAAACGGUGUUGUCUAUGGAGCUGCGCAGGAAUCGCCUGGACCUGAUUCUAAAGCAGAACCUUUCUAAAGGACUGAGCCAUGCUCUGCAGAGAGCCCUGAACGACUCCAAAGCCUCUGCGCAGGUGGAGCGAGACGACUGCAGCCCCCACAACCUGACUCUGGGCUACUACGUGACCAGCGGGAAAACUGUCUAUGUUUCCUCCAUGGUUGUCGAAGCUCUGAACGUUUACGGCUUUGACAAACUGCUGUCUGACAUUAGGCAGCACACCCCGCUGGUCAAGGCGGUUCUGGUUCCCGUGGCGACCUGGAUCAGCGCUCCCCACAUUCACCUGCAGCUCAAAACAGUGUUAAGAUUUGUUGGACCUGCAGACAACAUCUACUCGUGCAGCUUCGUCCAGAUGCUGGAGCAGCGGCUUGAGAAUGCCUUUGAGGAGGCUCAGGAUAAAGUGUUGGAGACCUACAACAGACUCACAGUGGAGAUCCAGAGUGUGUCUCAGGAGUCUGGCUCGCCCUCGGUUACGCUGGUGUAUGUGGUGAAAAACCAGGAUGCAGUUCUUAAUGGGACAAUAUCCAGUGGGCUCCUCAACCAGCUGACUGCAGAGCUGGUGGGAUACUUCCUGUUCUAUCCUCCRCUGGUGAUAGCUGAGCCUCUUGAGUACCACAAUCUCAACACAUCCACAGCAACCAGGAGCUACUGGGUGAUCACAGUGAUCCAGGAUGUGGACAGCUCCUCCCUGGAGGCCAACUACCAGAGCUUCGCCAGUCUCAUGGAGCAGCGGCUGGCUGAGCUUUUCCUCGUUGCUGGCAGGCAGGGCUCUCGGUCAAUGAGGUCCCGGCGGGCCACGUCUGUGGGCGGCUACACCGUGCAGAUGGUGAGCAUGCGACGGCUUCCAGGUCCAAAGAACCCAGCAGAGAUGACCUACUAUGCACAGCUGAAUGGAUCCCCCAUCACAGGAUCUGCAGCUGCAAAGACCCUCAGCAGCCUGGAUUCCCAGACCAUGGCUCUGACACUGGGAUACUUUGUGCAAGUGCAGGCYGAACCUGUGGUGAAGACACCACCCAGCAACCUGUGGAUCAUGGCCGUUCUCACGCCUCUCUUCUUACUGAUGGUGGUGAUUGGAAUGGUGGCCUUCAUCCUGUGUAAAAGAAACAGAGUCAUUUUUAAAUCUGGUGCAUUUAGGACCUUCAAAACGCGCUCCAAGACGUCAUAUCGAAGGGAAGGCAGUUACCACCACCAGCCUGUACAGGGCUUUGACUACGCCAAGAAGCACCUGGGUCGAACUGGUGAUGAGGCCGUCUCUGUUACCAAAGAGACGCUGGUGUUGGGCCUKGCUGUUCGAGAYGCUCCGCUGUCGAUGUCACUGGAUAAGAAGGUUCAUCAGGAUGGGACUGCAAAUAAAAGACCUCCAUCAGCUGAUGUACACAAAGGAGGACGGUUGCCAAGUGAGGAGGAUGGUUCAGUGUCGAGUAACAGCUCAGGAAAGCUGAACACCAGCAAAAGCUCCUCGGCCCGGAGGACCGCAACAGGCAGCAGUGUCAAGAACGGCAAGGAGGAGCUGCACAAGAGGAGCAACAAUGACCCAUAUGAGGACCAUUCAGGCUCUCUGCGUCUCAUCACCAUUAAACCCAUGACGGCCCAGCCCACMUACUCCUACCCCUCCUCCUCCUCGCACAGCCAGGACUCCGUGGUCGUCAACGGGGAGGCAAACCACGUUGGGCUGAAGCAGAAGUCAGACAUCGAGCACUACAGAAACAAACUGCGUCAAAAGGCUCGAAGGAAGGGGUACGGAGAGUUCUCGCUCUCUGAGAGUCUCAACCAUGGUUACAGUCACCGUGACAGCAGGCACAUCCGACAUGAUGGAGGCAUCAAACCGCCCAUGACCGCUGAGGAGAAGAGGGCCUCUUUUGCAGGAUGUCAUAAGAGGUACUCCCACCCACGAGAGCCCACCUACUGGAGCCGUCAGUCUCUGAGCAGCCCCAGCCCAKUGGAGGCAGAGAUGGACCUGCUAGUGCUGAGGGAGAGAUCCAGGAGGGGGAUCCGAAAUAACGGCUACGACGGGGAACCAGAACCGUUUGAGGAGACGAACGUGGACCGUCUGAUGAGCUCUCUGGGUUACGGAGGAGGAUCCACUGGAACCGGGAACAGCAGUUUGGGGGUGAAAGCUCACCGCGGAUCCGACUCCUCCACACUCAGCUCACAGCCGUCCAUUGACGAGGUCCGCACGCAGAUGCACAUGUUGCUUGGCAACGCUUUCAGCCUGGCGCCUCCGGAUCAUGACCCUCCCUCCCCUCCAACGAACCACCGCCACCACCACCAUCAUGCCCACAGUGUCUACAACCCCUCCCACAGCAGCCACUACAGUGAUGGUGUGACCAGCGCUCCGGGGACGAUGAACCACCCCUGUGGAGGCAGGCAGAGAAGCGCAGGUUACGAGGACAUGCAUCAAUGUAGCCUGCCUAAACCGGGUUUCCGGUUCACUCAGCUUCCCGAUAUGGGCAUCGGUUCUCCUCCGCCUCUAAUCCCCUCCAGACCGGGACCGCCACCUGGAACCUCAAUACGAUGUAACAGCUCCACCCCUGAUGUGAGUCUGAAGCCCCGCGUGUCUGAAGCAUCAGAUCUGCAGACCCAGCAGCACAACGGCGCCCCCUACCUGCCRCUCUCUAGGACACCGUUCCCUGCUGUCACUGUAGAUCAGUCYAUCAGCACCUACUCAGGAAACCCAAUCACAGCAGUCUAUGCUAUAUCAGCUAACCGUCCGGGUUACUCAGACUACUUCGUCAUGUCUCCACCGUCCUCAUAUCGGAGUCCCUCCUGGAUGUCCUAUCCACCCGAACCUGAAGAUUUACCACGGCAGUGGAACGACACACCUAACUCUCGCCACCUGGAGACCAUCUGCUGAAGAUGGCCACCGGUGACGC